Molecule: messenger RNA, 786 nt
Organism: Cantharellus anzutake
Lineage: Eukaryota; Fungi; Basidiomycota; Agaricomycetes; Cantharellales; Hydnaceae
Product: nucleoporin complex subunit 54-domain-containing protein
Exons: 4
Coding region: 1-786 (261 amino acids)
Biological process (GO): protein localization to nuclear inner membrane; nuclear pore organization; NLS-bearing protein import into nucleus
Cellular component (GO): nuclear pore; nuclear pore central transport channel
Molecular function (GO): structural constituent of nuclear pore
Source: RefSeq, a predicted model, not a curated record
AUGGGACACAUCUUCGCCGAAUUGCAAGUUCCAGGUGGGGCUACCUCAUUUCCGAAUCCCUGUGUGGACUUAACACGUAGUGUUUUACAGUAUUUUUUCUAUAAUCUAGUUGAUGAAUCGGAAGUACACAAGUAUGGACGUCCGCAAACUGCCACAAACGAGACACUCUGGCAGAGGGCUGUGCGAGAUAAUCCGUUGCCAUCCAGGCUUGUUCUGGCUCAUGCUAUCGGUUUCGAAGAUCUCAAAAAGAGGAUCGCCGCUCAGAAGGCACAAACUGAAGCACAACUUGCGGGGAUGAAAAUGCUAAAACAAGAAAUCAAUAAAAUGACUGAGGCACAUGUGCUCAAGACGUCGCCACGACUGUCCACACUCUCCCACGCGCAGGCAGACCUUCAAUCACGGAUCACUAAACUAGUACACCACCUCCACCUUUUCAUACCAUCCAUACGGUCAACACCUAUACAACAAGAUGAGGAACUUUUACGAAGUAAGCUGGAGUCUAUCGAAACCGAGUUAAGAGGCCCUGGGGGGUUGGGAAGAAUAGGAGGACGAGUCGGGGAGCUUUGGGGCCUGGUUGGGAGGGUCAAGGCGUCGAGAGAAGCCGGGAAAACUUCGCUAGAUCGCGAAGGGGGCUGGGCUGUGAUCGAUGAGCGAGCCUUUGAGGAAAUCAAAUUGAUUCUGGCGGAGGAGCAACAUGGGCUCAAGUUCCUUACAGAGCUACUUCGGACCGCACUUGAGGAUAUUAGUCGGAUACGAGGGGGUCUGGAGGAUUUGACUGUAACUUGA